AUGAUCAAUGCAUUAUUUAUAUAUUCGCUGCGAGGCGAAUUGAUAAUAUCAAAGCAAGCAAAAAGCUCCGCCCAGAAGUCCAUGUCAGAGAUAUUUCGCGUGCAAGUCAUCAAUAACCUCGAUGUGCGAUCCCCAGUUCUGACACUUGGCUCUACUACGUUCCAUCAUAUCAGAACUAGUGGCAAUUUAUGGCUGGUAGCAGUUUCGAGAUCUAAUGCAGAUAGCGCCGCCAUUUGGGAAUUUCUUUACAAGCUCAAUGUCUUGAUGGAAGCGUAUGCGAUACAUUCAGAGGAACAACUGAAGGAAAAGUUUAUGGUAUGCUACGAACUGCUCGAUAUAGUAUUAGAAGAUGGAGUUCCAAUUGAGACCGAGCUGAGCAGUGUUGCUGCCCGUAUGUCGGAGAAACCCACAGUGGCUUUGGACAACCUUAAUAUGAUAUCUGAGGAGUUCUUAAGCAGCGCCAGCAAAAUCAUACCCAGACCUAGACUGCUUAGAGGUAAGUCUAGUAGCUUCACAUCACAAGAUAAUUUUAACGGAAUGUCCUCUACGUGUUCAUGGAGACCAAGUGGGAUCAAAUAUAAGAAGAACGAGGUAUUUCUGGAUGUCAAUGAGCGUAUCAGCAUUCUGGUGUCGCACGAUGGCUCGAUCUUAAAAUCAUAUGUGGAUGGUACAGUUGAAAUUGUAACUCACUUAAGUGGUAUGCCUGUAUGUCGUUUUGGACUCAACGAUGCGCUCUCUUUAAAUACACCAUUUUCAGAUGCUCAGGAUCUUGAACCUAACAACGAUAUUAAGAAUAAGAAUGCUAUUCCUAAGGCAGCAGCUGGUAGUGUGAUCCUGGAAGAUUGUAAAUUUCAUCAAUGUGUGCAUCUUGACAAGUUCCACUCUGAGAGAAUUAUCAAAUUCAUUCCACCGGAUGGCUCUUUCGAGCUGAUGAAAUACCAUGUUCGUGAAAACCUUAAUCUCCCUUUUAAAAUUACUCCAAUCGUUACGAUUGUCAAAUCUAACACUGUCGAGUACAGAGUGACCCUAAAGUCACUAUUUCCGAGUAAACUGACUGCAAAAGAUGUACAGCUUCGCAUUCCUGUGCCGCCUGAAACGGUGGACUGUAAUGUCAGUGUGUCAAAUGGGAAGUGCAAAUUUGUUCCAGAAGAUAGUGCACUGGUCUGGCAAUUUGGCAAAUACCAGGGUCUCACAGAGAAUACUCUGUCGGCGGUAACUGUUCCCAUGAAAGACUCUUCUAUUAACAUCCAACAAUGGCCCCGCCCUCCAAUGUCAUUGAAAUUUGAAAUUAUGAUGUUCAGUAAUUCAGGCCUCGUUGUAAGAUUUUUCAACGUCUCUGAGAGAGAACAAAAAUAUUCGACUGUUAAAUGGAUCAAAUACAUCUCCAAGUCUGGAGCCUACGAAAUUCGUUAUUAA
Molecule: messenger RNA, 1416 nt
Organism: Lachancea fermentati
Lineage: Eukaryota; Fungi; Ascomycota; Saccharomycetes; Saccharomycetales; Saccharomycetaceae
Source: the annotation of a GenBank genome assembly